Tribolium castaneum (red flour beetle) is the source of this 1747-nucleotide messenger RNA. RefSeq names its product ATP synthase, beta subunit (gene ATPsynbeta). The transcript has 3 exons. Gene Ontology annotation, molecular function: ATP hydrolysis activity; ATP binding; proton-transporting ATP synthase activity, rotational mechanism. The record is from RefSeq and is marked provisional. NCBI's taxonomy places the organism in Eukaryota, Metazoa, Arthropoda, Insecta, Coleoptera, Tenebrionidae. Bases 13 to 1569 code for a protein of 518 amino acids. Gene Ontology annotation, biological process: proton motive force-driven mitochondrial ATP synthesis; proton transmembrane transport.
UCGAGCCAGACGAUGUUGGGUGCUGUGGCAAGAGCUGGAUCCAGCCUUUUGGCUGGAAAAACCAUCGAAAAACUUGGAAGUGAGUCGCUGAAAGUCGUCUCCGUGUACAAUGGAUCCCAACGUGGUUUGGCUGCCAAGGCCGCCGCCUCCGGCAAACCCAACGGUAAAGUGGUUGCCGUAAUCGGUGCCGUCGUCGACGUCCAAUUCGACGACAACCUUCCCCCAAUCCUUAACGCCCUUGAAGUCCAAAACCGUUCCCCACGUCUUGUCCUGGAAGUCGCCCAACAUUUGGGUGAAAACACCGUCCGUACCAUCGCCAUGGACGGUACCGAAGGUCUCGUACGUGGACAAGCCGUCAGCGAUACCGGCUAUCCCAUCCGUAUCCCAGUCGGCGCUGAAACCCUUGGCCGCAUUAUAAACGUCAUUGGUGAACCCAUUGACGAAAGAGGUCCAGUACCAACCGAUAAACUUGCACCCAUUCAUGCUGAAGCUCCCGAAUUCGUUGAAAUGAGUGUCGAGCAAGAGAUUCUCGUCACUGGGAUUAAAGUUGUUGAUUUGUUGGCACCGUAUGCCAAGGGCGGGAAAAUUGGGCUUUUUGGAGGCGCUGGAGUCGGGAAGACUGUGCUGAUUAUGGAGUUGAUCAAUAAUGUGGCUAAGGCACAUGGUGGGUAUUCCGUGUUUGCCGGAGUUGGGGAGAGGACCAGAGAAGGGAAUGAUUUGUACCAUGAAAUGAUCGAGUCUGGUGUUAUUUCCUUGAAGGAUAAGACAUCGAAGGUAGCGUUGGUGUAUGGACAAAUGAACGAACCACCAGGCGCCAGAGCUAGGGUGGCUUUGACCGGAUUGACAGUCGCUGAAUAUUUCAGGGAUCAAGAAGGACAAGAUGUGCUGUUGUUUAUUGAUAAUAUUUUCAGGUUCACCCAAGCUGGUUCUGAAGUAUCAGCUCUGUUGGGUCGUAUCCCCUCUGCUGUGGGCUACCAGCCGACUUUAGCCACUGACAUGGGUAGCAUGCAGGAACGAAUUACCACCACGAAAAAGGGCUCAAUCACGUCAGUCCAGGCCAUUUACGUGCCCGCUGACGAUUUAACUGACCCCGCCCCUGCGACAACAUUCGCCCACUUGGACGCCACAACUGUCCUGUCCCGUGCUAUUGCCGAAUUGGGCAUUUACCCGGCCGUGGAUCCCCUGGAUUCCACCUCGCGUAUUAUGGACCCCAACAUCAUCGGGCAGGAGCACUACAAUGUGGCCCGUGGCGUCCAGAAAAUCCUCCAGGAUUAUAAAUCGCUCCAGGAUAUUAUUGCCAUCUUGGGCAUGGACGAGCUGUCUGAAGACGACAAGUUGACGGUGGCACGUGCCAGGAAGAUCCAGCGUUUCCUGUCGCAGCCGUUCCAAGUCGCUGAAGUUUUCACCGGACAUGCUGGCAAGUUGGUGCCGUUGCAGGAGACCAUCAAAGGAUUCCAGAAGAUUCUAGGAGGGGAGUACGACCAUUUGCCCGAAGUUGCGUUCUAUAUGGUCGGGCCCAUUGAAGAGGUCGUACAGAAAGCAGAGAAGUUAGCCGAGUCUACUGCUUAAUUUCAUUAUUUCCAUCUAGGUUUCAAAGUCAUUUUUUUUAUUUGUAACGUUGUCAACUGUACAUCAUCGCAUUAUAAGGCGUAUUUGUUGUAAUUACUAUUGAUUCUAAGAAAAGAUGUAGGACGUUACAUGGUUAUUGUGUUUUAUUUAUUUCCUGCAAUAAAUUUUUGAAGGAAUA